CCUCUUGACUAGUUAUGAGUUACUUGACGAUGUUCAUCGAAUAACUAGGUAACCAGCCGAAAAAACCCCAAAUAUACUCCCUAAAAAAAUCCACCGAACAUCAUGAUUUGGCACGUCUGUUACUUGUGGUUCAAACCGUAGAGUUAAUAUACAUAGAGAUUAACACGUUUUUAACUCUUCGCCGCCAGUAGUGCCAACUUGGGCAUUUCCCCCGAAAUUUAAGUAUAAUUAAGAUGUCGGAGUAAUGUACAUUAUUUAGGGGGUACUUUAUUUUAUGUUUUUCUUAAAAACACCCACUAUUCUAUAUAAUAUAUAUAGCCUCGAAUCUAAUUAACAAAAUAAACCAAAUAAAAACUCUUAGGCAAGGCAAUAACUGCAAUACGAACAAUAUCCAAGAUAACGGAUAUACAACCAGAACUUAAGGGGUUUUUUAUCCAUAUUUAGGGAAAUUUCAAGCUGCUCUAAGGUGGAUCAGUUAGAAGGAGUUGGCAUCACUGAGUCAGCUGUCAGUGACACCCGGACAGACAGCCCGGGCGCCGGUCUAUAGUGGAUAACCUUGGCUACAGUUGAGUAGUUGUAUUAAAAUUAUUACUGAAAUUGAAAUCAGAAUUUUAGAAGCAUUUCGAUUUUAUCUAAAGCAGCAGUUAAUUAACCAGGUGUUUCUUUUUUAGAUAAUGUCCUCCGAAAAUAGAAUAGAUAUCACUCAGCCCUUGUGGGACCAAACAACUUUUGUGGGUAGAUUUCGCCACUUUGCCUUCAUCUCUAACCCCCUGCUUUCAUUGGUGCCAGAAAAAGAGUUGUAUCAGGCUAAAGAACUCUAUUUUAAAUAUAAAGAAGGAAAGGAGCCAUCCGAAACAAAAUUAGAGCAAGUAGUUAGAGCUAAGCAGUUAUACGAGUCUGCAUUCCACCCUGAUAGUGGAGAACUUCAGAAUGUAUUUGGUAGGAUGUCAUUCCAAAUGCCCGGGGGAUGUCUUGUUACAGGAGCAAUGUUGCAGUGGUAUAGGACUGCAACGGCAGUGGUAUUUUGGCAGUGGGUGAACCAGUCGUUUAAUGCGUUAGUUAAUUAUACGAACCGAAACGCCAAUUCCCCAUUAACCACGAAGCAAAUGGGAGCCGCGUAUGUGUCCGCGACAUCUGCUGCAAUGGCCACGGCGCUGACUUUCAAAUUUGUUAUACAGAAAAAAGCCAAGAACCCCAUUUUAGCGCGAUUUGUGCCUUUUGCGGCGGUGGCGGCCGCUAACUGGGUGAACAUUCCACUCAUGAGGCAAAAUGAAAUUUUACUUGGUUUGGAUGUAACAGACGAAAAUGGUAAAGUUAUUGGAAAAUCACAACUUGCACCAGUUAAGGGAAUUUCACAAGUUGUUACUUCGAGAAUCGUAAUGUGCGCUCCGGGAAUGUUACUCCUUCCCGUGAUAAUGGAGAGAAUCGAACCCAAAGCCUGGAUGCAGAGGAUCAAGUGGGCUCACAUUGGCAUACAGACAAGCAUAGUUGGACUAUUUUUAACAUUCAUGGUGCCGACAGCGUGCGCUAUAUUCCCACAACGAUGCAAAUUGUCAAUUGACACAAUCAAACGCUUCGAGAAGGACAGAUAUGAUGAAAUUGUGAAAAACACAGACGGAAAGCCUCCAGAAUAUGUAUACUUUAACAAGGGAUUGUAAGACAACACAGUUUGGUUUAUUAGUUGAAGUUGCAUUUCCUACGAAAAACAGAUGAAAAAGGUUUUCAGUGCCUCCAUUUAAAUCACUAUUUUAUAAGUAUAAGUGUUUUUUGUAGUAUUAUGAUUAGAUCAGAAAUAAAAGUAUUAAAUAUGUAAUAUUUAACAUGGACAUUCACUGCCAUAGACAAUGCUUUAAAGUUUCUUUGCCAUGCAAUAAUAUAUAUAUAUAUAGGUUUUUUAUUUGCGGGUAUUUUAUGCAUUUAAUUAUUUAUUUUUUCUUAGAUCUGAAAAGAAAUACAAAUUUUGAGCAUUAUUAAAAUUAAUAAAAGAAUUAUUUUAUAUACAACAAUAUAUCAUUUAUACAGUCAAGAUCUGUUAUAAGGAUUUUUAUUUUGAAUCUCGCUGUUGGCCUUAAGGGCCUUUACAGCUCAGUUCGGCCUGAAUGGGACUUAUGACAUUAAAGGGACUACUCAAUUACUCAUAUUUGGUCGUCAAUUCGUAAUACCCGAUGACGAUUAAGUACCAAAUAUGAUAGAAUUCAGCCGGGACCUUUGAUUUUGGCCAAAAUAACCGGUAUGUUGUUCUAAACGAUGUCGUCGUAAACGGUUUUGACUAUUAUAAUUUUUUAAUUCUUAUAUUUUUUCUUGACGAAACUCUACAUAGCUCAAAUGUUCUUACAUAACAUUCCAUAUGUGUUUGUAUGGUUUUUAUUUAUAAAACAGUUGAAUAGUAUUGUGUGUAUUUUUAAGCUUGCUAUUUAUAUUUUUUUAGCUUUUUUGUAGAUUUUUUAAAAUUAUAUUUAUAAAUGAUAAAUUGAAUUUAUUGGUGGCAACACUCACGGGAUUUGUGGAAAUUAGAAUUUAUGCUGAGGUGCAAUUUUAGAUUAUUUCUUUAAUAUGGUUAAGUGAUGUUAAUUCAGUUCAACCUAGCUAAAAUCAGUAUGAAUCACCUGAAUUCUUUAGGUAAUUUUGUUUUUUUUAGUAUUUGCUGAAUUUUUUUUAUAUGUACUUACAAAUUCAAUGGUAUUACUUUAUAAGAAAUUAUUGUUAUUUCUGAUUGUUAUUAGUAUAGUGCUUGUGAUAUUAGGAGAUUUCUCAACAAUAAAAAAGACAAUAAAAAGUUGUGAAAGUCA
Pieris rapae (cabbage white) is the source of this 2789-nucleotide messenger RNA. RefSeq names its product sideroflexin-2 (gene Sfxn2). Gene Ontology annotation, molecular function: monoatomic ion transmembrane transporter activity. Gene Ontology annotation, biological process: serine import into mitochondrion; monoatomic ion transport. Gene Ontology annotation, cellular component: mitochondrial inner membrane. The coding region runs from base 675 to 1658 and encodes 327 amino acids. The transcript has 9 exons. NCBI's taxonomy places the organism in Eukaryota, Metazoa, Arthropoda, Insecta, Lepidoptera, Pieridae. The record is from RefSeq and is a predicted model, not a curated record.